AUGCCCAGCAAUGUGCCAAGCGCUAUGCCUAGAAAUGUGCCCACUGAUGCGCCCAGCGAUUUGCCCACUGAUACGCCCACUGACUUGCCCGCUGACUUGCCAACUGAUGCGCCCAGCGAUAUGCCGAGUGAUUUGCCCAGCGAUCUGCCCAGACCAACAUGCCCUGAUCACAUCACUCAGGCCCUGAAAUUCAACAAAAUUUUUGAGCAGACCGGGAUGGCUAAAAUAUCAUCUCUUCCAUAUCAUCCAGGUCCAGUAACACCACGCCACGAGCGUAUUUUCAGAAGAAAGAAAGCCAACAAUACCACCACCCAACAGCCAGCCUCCAUCGCUGCCCUAGCAGAUGGGACAACACAGGAAACAGGGCAGGAACCAGCACCAGCACAAGAAGCACCCCCAGCAGCCCCCCAGCAGGAUGCCCAUCAGCCCCCCAGCAGGAUGCCCAUCAGCCAACUGAAGACGAAGCCCCCAACCAGACAAUAG
Manihot esculenta (cassava) is the source of this 483-nucleotide messenger RNA. RefSeq lists its product as uncharacterized. The record is from RefSeq and is a predicted model, not a curated record. Lineage: Eukaryota; Viridiplantae; Streptophyta; Magnoliopsida; Malpighiales; Euphorbiaceae. The coding region runs from base 1 to 483 and encodes 160 amino acids. The transcript has 2 exons.